This is a messenger RNA of Diutina rugosa, 2412 nucleotides long. RefSeq names its product exocyst subunit (gene SEC10). The record is from RefSeq and is a predicted model, not a curated record. Gene Ontology annotation, cellular component: cytoplasm; exocyst. The transcript has a single exon. NCBI's taxonomy places the organism in Eukaryota, Fungi, Ascomycota, Pichiomycetes, Serinales, Debaryomycetaceae. Gene Ontology annotation, biological process: exocytosis; Golgi to plasma membrane transport. Bases 1 to 2412 code for a protein of 803 amino acids.
AUGUCGUCGUCGUUUCUGAUCUAUGACCUCGAUGAAGACAUCCGCAAGCUCCUCAAUUUGGACAACUUCCUCAACGGGAUGUCGGUGACUCUGUUCAUCGAGGAGUUGUCCAAAGAUCACUUCAACAAGGGCCAGGAAGUCAACAAGUUGGAGUACCUCGAUCCCAAGCCAUACAUCCGGACGUUUGAGCUGACACUUCGAGAGCUUAAACAAUUGGAAGGCAGAGCAGAAAAACAGCGCUCUCAUUCGGAACGGGACACCGAGCAAUUCGAACUUAAGCACUCGGAAAACGUCGUUCGUCUCUCAAACAAGAUCGACGCGGCCAAUGCCGACUUCGACGCCGUCGACGCCGAAAUCUCUCAGGUUGUCGAACGAUUAAACCCGUUGGGAAGCAAACUUACCAAGAUCAGUGCGCUGAGAGACCGUUCACAGGAGACUAUCUUCUUGAUCCGAGCCUUCCACGGGUUCUACACCAAAGGCGGCUACGAACCAUUGGACCUGUUACGGUCACUGAAACGACGCGAAGACCAAAUCAAAUGUGCUCGUACGUUGAGACAGCUACGAUCACUUGGCCAAAAGCUUGGGGGAGAGGAUGCCACUAAGCACACCAAAACUUGUGUUGAGAGAAUUGAAGAGUUCUGCGAGUCGCUGGAACAACGGUGGCUUCAGCAUUUCCAAACAGCUUGGGAGUAUGAUGACCUUCCCAAGAUGAAAGAAACUGCGGAUGUGCUCACUGACUUCAAUGGCGGGGGGCUGGUGGUGCAACGUUUCAUUGAGAACACCAACCUGAGUCUUCUCAGUCCGCCAGAGGAUCCCGAACCUAGUUUAUUGGACGCCGAAGAUGUUUGGGUAAAGCUUCAAGACCCUAAUUUUGUCGACAAGAUCGAGGAUCCUGGUACUAAGCAAGUUUUAGACCGCCUCAAGUUUGCGAUCAAAGGUCAGCUGCGUAUCAUCCUUCAAGUGUUCAAGGAGCCAACUCAAGUUUUACGAACAUUCUUGCAACGUGUCUACUUACAAAUCAUCUACGAGCGGGUGCUGGAGAUCCUUAGUUUCUCGCUUACGGUGGGGAUGUUGGCGCAUGUGCGGAUUUUGCACACCUUGUACUUGCUUGUCCAAGAGUUCACUCUGGAUAUCAAAGACUUCCUUGUAUCCAACGAGUUUGAUCGCGACAAUGAAGUCGUGGGAGUGGUGAAUCUGGGGUUCUACGAGAUUUUCAGCGAGUUCCUUGGUGACCAAUACUGGACUCGGGAGAAGCGGCUGUUGGUUGAAAUCAUUUAUUCAAACAUCCACCAGUUCACUACCGCGAAUGAAGAUGCCCUCAAACUGCGGCAAUUACAUGAUAAGAUCCGCGAACGCAUUGAACCCUUCAAGCAACAAGAUCAGAUCCAAACCGAAAACCGACGCUUGCAACAGUUCAAGAUCUAUGCCAAAAAGCAAGCAUCAAAAGUGACUGCAGCAAUGGGGUCGCUGUCUGACCAGCCUCACCUUGAACCGAAACCUAAUUUCGAUUCUCAGCUUGAGAUUCUGACGGUAGAGACAGUCCUCAAGAGUUCUAUCGAGCUGAUCGCUCGGAUGAUGGAAUUAGCGCCGACGAAACUGUCCGAGUACGCUAUGGAACUACUUGAAAUCGUUAUCUUCGAUUUCAGUACCUUAUACAUUUUCGGUGGACUUGAGGUUUCCUACGAUCGCCUUCUCGACAACCCGCAGCUGUGGGCGUGGAUGCCAUUAUUUGGUCAUGUCACUCUGAUGCUUUAUCUUGUGACCGCUGUCAUCAAGCAAAUCUUUAUUCCGUGUGCCCUCAACACUCCGGCUCUCAAGCAGCGGAUGUCUCUGCUUUCCAACAACUUCAUUAGCCAGUGUGAAAUCGGUCUCAAUGUUAUCUUGAAUGACACCAUUGAGAUCAUUGCCAAUAAGGUGACUACACUCUUGGCCAAGCAAAAGAAGAAGGAUUUCUUGACCGAUGCCAUCGAUGGUGAAGAGGACACCGAAGCUUGUGAAGCACUUCUGGAGUACUUGCAAGAAGUAUACUAUUACGUGCAGAAGCUGCUUAAUGGGGCAAACUUGAAGAAUGCACUUAUUCGCAUCGGGAUGAAUGUGUUGAACCAAUUAUUGGAACACUACAAAAAGUUCACCGUUGACUAUACCGGUGGUAUCGUUCUCACCAAGGAUGUUUUGCAUUACCAAAUGGUUAUUGACGAAUGGGGCAUCGAAGAGCUUUCGGAUCAAUUCCAAUUGCUCAAGGAAAUCGGCAAUUUGUUCACGGUGCUGUACGGUCUUAUCGACUCAUUGGUCACUGAAGGUAAGCUUGCUACGCUCAAAGCUUAUACCAUCAGACAGUACGUACAAAAGCGUGCUGACUUCCACCAGAAGCGUACCAUGGGUGAGAUGAUGGAACUGUUAUUGUUGAACUAG